AGGGGAAGCGGGAAAGGCGGUUUAACUGUCAAAACGAGGCGCGGGAAGAGAAAAGCUGAGUAAAAAACAAGUCUCCCGAAAGUCGCCCGAAGAAGAAAGGAUGUAAAGAUGGUGUUCUGGUUUUAUAAUCCAGCAGUUAAGUAAUCCAACAGAGAAUUGGUCUAUGGUCUGAUAAAAGAUUAGAAGAACCAGACCUGUCAUGGCUAUUAUUAGUGGAAAAGCAGUCGUCCCCCUGUUUGAUGGUAGCAUCUGUGGCAUAGCACCAAAAUCAGGGUCACUUCUUGCUGGUGUUUACAUGAUUUUAGUGACCAACAUGUAUCUUAUCUUUGAGUUUGGACACCUAACCAUUGCAUCAAAUAAGUUGGGAAAAACUGAAAAGGACAGCCUAAUGGGGAUUAUUCCAUAUUGCUAUUGCAUAGCAAUAGUUUUGGCUUUCAUAACUUAUCCUAUAUGUUUCUAUUAUUUAUAUUGUAUCUACAAGAGAAUAACUGUAGGUCUGUAUGUGUACUUUCUUUGGAUAAUCUUUUAUGAUAUAGCCAACUUAGUCAUUCUAGUCUUGAUUCACAGGGCUGCACACCUAUCUACAUUUAAAGUCAGUAAUUUAGAAUGGUUUGGAUUGGCCAGUAGGAUUCCCGUGGACUGUUUUUGGCUUUCUUUUGUUUUAACAUAUCUUAAGUUGCUUAUUGAAGGAAGAAGUACAGGGAGGAUAUCAAUGAAGCCAAGGCAGAUAGCAAGACAGGUUGCAGAACCGCCUAAGUUUAGAUUGGGUAUGAGUGCUAAGAGAGUUCAGUGGUAGCUAUCAAAUUAGUGUUCUAUGCAAUUAUGAACACCAGGCCUCCACAAUGCAUGGCAUAUAAAAAAAUGCACAAUUAAUAUAUCUGUAUCUAUUUGCUGUUUGAUACCUUUGCCUACGCAGAACAAUAAAAUUUGGAUGAUUGUCAGGAACCUGGCAGGCCAUAAUAAAUGGUAACUUCAGGACCAAUAUAUGUAUUUAUGAAUCCUAAGUAAUGUUUCACAUUGUUUUAUUUCACUAUCUUAUUGGGGUGAUCUAAAAGUCUUUAAUAAAGAUAAAUUUAAUAACUACUGUA
Messenger RNA from Candoia aspera, 1088 nucleotides. RefSeq names its product transmembrane protein 217 (gene TMEM217). The record is from RefSeq and is a predicted model, not a curated record. Bases 200 to 796 code for a protein of 198 amino acids. The transcript has 3 exons. Lineage: Eukaryota; Metazoa; Chordata; Lepidosauria; Squamata; Candoiidae.